GUAGAUCUUCGCGCGUGCUAGUUAUUUGUGCGCUCGUCGUAGAUAAGUUUUUCCUAAUUAUAAUCAACGAAAACUAACGUUUCAAUACAGUUUAACUAAAGUUUAACAUCAAUAGAGUCUAUUGUAAUAUUAAUUUUGUAGUGCGGGCUGCAUAGAAAGUGACGCAACGCUUAAAGAAAUCACGCGUCAACAUCAAGACUUGUUUCACUGAGAGAUGAGGUAGAACCGCGCCCGGAGCGCCCACAGGGAAACGUUAAGCGCACGUGUGAUAAUUCGAGAUUAUUAUCGAUCAUUACUCGAUGUCAGUUGCAUGUUCUCAGAAACAUUAAUAAUCGAGAAACCGGCUGGAGAGGACUUUAAUAAAGAGCCCGGCGACAUCUCGCAACCCGCGACAGAGAUAAAAUAAGUCGAGUUUUAUGUAAAGUAUCAAGGAAUCAAGUCCGAAUUGAAGAAACAUCGAGAAUAAGUAAAUAAAAGUGGUUAAGAUUAAUACAAGCAUCAUGCAGCAGUUCAGAAUAGAUGUACAAAUAGUUCAUGAAGAACAAAUAUUGGAAGCAAUUGAUCAAUUACGUAGACGCAAAGCGCGUCCUGAUGCCGAUCGGAUUUGCAAUUAUUUAUUACGAAAAUUUUCAGUUGAUGCACGUGACACAAUUGCUGACUUGCAUCGCUUAAUAGAAGCUGAAAAAGUUAUUCAAGUUGACUACAAAGGUAACACAAGUUACCGCAAUGCGUCUAAAUGGUCGAAAUUGCAGCUUUAUAAAAACAGACCAGAAGGUUUUGUCAAAGAAAAACUUAAUUCCGCAAUGGUUGCUGGCGCAGUUGCAGAAUUAGUUGUUGAAGAACCUGAUUACCUGGAUCAAGGAGUUCCAGCUUAUAGGCUUAUUGAACAACUACUCGAUGGAAUAUCUAAUCCAACUUCCAGGAAGAUGGUUGAAGACUUUUUAAACAAAGAAGUUGCUAAUAGCAACAUUACCAAGCUUGCUAAUGGUAACUACUCGCUUGUUGCUACUAGUGAUAUGGCUAACACAGCUUCAGGACAAGCACAGAGCCAUGAUCAAAAUCAUUUCAAUCAACAUGAUAAAUUUGAUGGAGAUUCCAAGAAUAGCAGAAGAUCUUCAAGGGAAAGUGGAGAUUCUGGUAAAGAUUCAGGAAUUGGUACAAGAAAUAGUGGUUCAGCAGACUCAUUUGAAUGUAAUAGUCUUCAGAAUGGUACAAGUUCAGAUACUUCUUCAAAACCCAGGCAAACUAGUCCAAGACCUGAAAAUUCCAAGAGAGAACAUGGAAAUGAAGCUGCUAUUGCUGGUAAAGAGCCCAAUUCUCCUGAAGCAUCAGUUACUAAAGAUGUUAAUAAUUCUCAACGAAAAGAGGCCAAUGCUAGUGAAGGAAACUUUUCUAAUCACAAGAGAUCUUCAAAGUCAGAAAGAAAACAGAGGCUUUUGGUUAGAGCUGAUGAUUCUAUGGAUGUUGAGAUUAACUUUGAAGAAUUUGAACAGCAGAGCAAUAAAAAGGAAAGAGGAAGGAAAAGGAAAGUAGAUCAUUCUGGUGACAACAGUGAAGAAAAAGAGGAUGAUGAUGGUGAGAGAGAAUCUGCCAAUCCUUCACCAACAACGAAUGCUACAGUUGGUGGAUUCAGGAGUGCUCGAAGAAAGAGAGCUAAAAAGGUCUUUGAUCCAUCAGAUAAUGUUUAUGUUGCUAAACGUAAACGAGGAAGACAGCCAGGGAGUGGUCAGAAGGCUUCUGUUCAAGCUCCAUCACAAGAUUCUCAGGAUUCAUCCAAUAAAUCUACUUCAAAAGAUACUCUAACUAGACAGUGUAGUCUGUGCUCCAAAGAGAAGUCAGAACCUUUAGUAGCUUGCCGAGAUUGUACAGUUAGAGCACAUCGUAGUUGUAUCUAUUCACCAGAAGAAUUAUCACAAAAAUCCAAAAGCAACUGGCAGUGUGAUCUUUGCAAGACGUGUACAGUAUGUUGUGAAACAUCAGAUGUCGGACCUUUGGUUACUUGCUCCACCUGCGAUGAAGCAUAUCAUCAUGGAUGUCACGUACCGCGACUGAACUCAAUUAAAUCAAAUUCUAAAUGGAAUUGCAGUGAAUGUGUUCAGAACCAGAAACAAUCUUCUAAAUCAAAUGCACGACCAGAAACGCCUUCGCAAACAACUACUUUACCUCCAGUAUUGAGCCCACAAGUGUCUCCAACAAGAGAUUCUGUUGAAGACGACACGUCACCACGAGAAGCUAUUGAUCCUAAUAUUCCUGAUGCUUCUGAUUGGACCUCUGAACAAGUAUACCAGUAUUUUGCACGUUUAUUUCCUAAGGAAGCUGAAGUUUUCCGGUUACAGGAUAUUGAUGGGCACUCUUUGUUAUUGAUGAAACGAGCGGAUGUUUUAAUUGGCCUAGAUCUCCUCUUGGGUCCAGCUCUUAAGAUAUAUCGACAUGUUUUGAAGCUUCAAAUGCGUCGAGAUGAAACACGUUUUUACUGGUUGUAAUAUAUAAUGAAGUUUUUAAGAAUUAUGUUGCUCAAUGUAUUUCAUUAUUGUAAUAAUCUAUAGAAUAAUUAUGUUUUCAGUUUACUUGGGUUUUACUUGUAUAUAAAUU
Chelonus insularis is the source of this 2592-nucleotide messenger RNA. It is a transcript of the gene Lint-O, whose product is annotated as L(3)mbt interactor in ovarian somatic cells. The record is from RefSeq and is a predicted model, not a curated record. The transcript has 6 exons. The coding region runs from base 501 to 2483 and encodes 660 amino acids. Lineage: Eukaryota; Metazoa; Arthropoda; Insecta; Hymenoptera; Braconidae. Gene Ontology annotation, molecular function: protein binding; DNA binding.